Messenger RNA from Phytophthora infestans T30-4, 1413 nucleotides. RefSeq names its product phosphatidylserine synthase, putative. The transcript is spliced from 3 exons. NCBI's taxonomy places the organism in Eukaryota, Oomycota, Peronosporomycetes, Peronosporales, Peronosporaceae. Gene Ontology annotation, molecular function: L-serine-phosphatidylethanolamine phosphatidyltransferase activity. Gene Ontology annotation, biological process: phosphatidylserine biosynthetic process. The record is from RefSeq and is a predicted model, not a curated record. Bases 1 to 1413 code for a protein of 470 amino acids.
AUGGCUUCGGAAGACAAGAGCUCCUUGCGCCAGCGCAAGGGCAAGGCCAUAUCCGCGCUAGACACGCAGAACGCAGUCGACGGAUCCAUGGGCACUUCCCCAUGCUCGCAGCGCUCGAGUCCGCGGCCCGAAAGCUGGUCGUACAACACUUUCCGCGCCACACACGGUAGUGAAGUGGAGGGCUUGUUGUUGUUCCCAGAACAGCCACGCCAGAUCUUCGUGCUCGUACUCGUGGUAGCGGGCUUCUCGUACUACUCGCUCACUCACGACUCGCAAGAUACGGUACAGAACGUACGCACCGCGUUGUUCGCCGCCAUUUUGAUCUUUCUGGUCUACUGUUUCUUACAAACAAGGGACGUACUCAUGAUGCGCCCCCAUCCAGGCGUAUGGCGAGUGGUCCAUGGCUGCUCCGUCGUAUAUUUACUGCUACUGGCUGCUACGCUCGUACAGAACCGAGAGAGCGCCAUGACCGGAAUGCAGUACUUGUUCCCUGAAGUCGGCAGUCGACCCAAGACGACAACCCCAGCUCAGUUACAUUGCGCAAUUAACCCAGAGUCGCUGACGCGCGGAGUCACGAGUAUCUGGUUUAUUGCGCAUGUGACGGGCUGGUGGGGUAAGAUGUGUAUGUUCCGUGACUGGCGACUGUGCUGGGUGCUCAGUAUCGCCUUCGAGAUCUUGGAACUCGCACUGCAGUUCGUCAUCCCGGACUUCCAGGAGUGUUGGUGGGACUCGCUUCUUCUCGACUUGCUGGGUGCCAACAUGCUGGGCAUGUGUCUGGGUCGCGUGACGCUGUGGCUGCUGCAGUCAAAGGAAUACGACUGGUCCGGUCGUCGAGGCAAGAAGAUGGGCUACUUCCGCUUGGCACUCAACCAGCUCACACCAUUCAGCUGGGAGCAGUAUCACUGGGAGGUCUUCUCCAGCUUCAAGCGGUUCGCCGAGAUUUUUUUUGCAGUAGUAAUAUGUCUACUUACAGAGCUGAACGCCUUCUUCAUGCUGACGACGCUGAGUAUUCCGAAGGAGAGCAAUUUCAACUCGUAUCGCUUACUGCUCGUGUUUUUGCUUGGAAUUCCCGCUGCUGCUGAGUAUUAUGAGUUCAUUACCAACCCGGAAUGUUGGCGUUUGGGUCAGAAUUCGUGGAUGAUGUUGUCGAUCGCUACGUUUGAGGUGCUGGUGUGGGUUAAAUUCUCAGCAAAUGGUGUGCUGUUCACGCAGCCCCCUCCACCUUUGGUGAUGUACCCGAUCGCGGCGUUCGUGGCCAUGUUUUCAAUCUGGAUGCUGCUCUUCUUCCGCAGUGACCCGCAGCUCACCUCUCGACGUGCACGCGGACUUGUCACCGGCUGGGGGUAUCUUGAUGUGCUGUUCUGGGCUUCAUUCACUCCGCUGAUUUUCCUAUCGUCACAAUGGGCAUUUUGA